Messenger RNA from Toxorhynchites rutilus septentrionalis, 6270 nucleotides. RefSeq lists its product as uncharacterized. Gene Ontology annotation, molecular function: nucleic acid binding. Lineage: Eukaryota; Metazoa; Arthropoda; Insecta; Diptera; Culicidae. Gene Ontology annotation, biological process: DNA integration. The transcript has a single exon. The record is from RefSeq and is a predicted model, not a curated record. Bases 1 to 6270 code for a protein of 2089 amino acids.
AUGAAUCAAACUCCAAAGAAAGUGAUUCCAGAGAAGCCCUGCGACUAUACAUUGCAAGACGCGCAAACGCUCGACGAGAAUCGGACAGAUUGCGUACAGUGCGACCGCCGGAACGGCGAUGAAAGUAUGGUGCAGUGUGAUGGUUGUCAGUUAUGGUGGCAUUUCUCGUGUGCUGGCGUUUCCGGUUCGAUCAAGGAUCGAUCAUGGUCAUGCACUAAAUGCCAUGUGGACUGCCGAGAGAGUAUCGCAUCUACGUCCCGAAGAUCGCGAAUGUCUAAUAAAUCAGCAAAAGUAAAUUUACAGCUUGAGAAGCUGGAGAAGCUCCAAGCCAUCGAAACCAAGUUCGUCGAAGAAAAAUAUAAAUUGCUCGAGUCUCAUCUGGAGCCUGAAGACGAACACGGUAGUGUCCUGAGCAAGCGUAGCCGGACUAGCAAGCAGAGUAGGCUUUCUCGUAUCGCAACUUGGGUGAGUAAAUGUGCAGAGCAGGAGGAGGAAGCAGAGGUUCCUACAUCGAAGGACGCCACUCCAAUGCCGCCAGUGCCUCCCACAUACGUGAACGCCGUUGCAGUAAGCAGUCAUAUUCCGCACCAGCAGCAGCUACCGGUUAACGAUAUACAUCAGAGGCCCUUGGAACGUCCAUCGCUGCCUAAGCAACGUUCUGCGCCUCCCUCAAUGAUCUUCGUGCCGGAAUUUGGAAAAUCGGAAACAGAUCCGAAACAGUACGAACAACCAACAAGACAUGCUGUUUUCAACAGAAUAGCAGAAACAGUUCCUCUGGCACAAUCUACCCCAGGACCUGUGCAACUCAUCGAGCAGCAUCCCACCUUGGAAGCGACCAACGUUCCUGCGCUACUGAUUAAUUCACCUGAUCCUGAACGUGUAUCAACCGAUUCGCCAGCAAUAAUGCCAGUAUUCGUGAGAGCUCGUGAACCGGAGUCAGCAUUGCCGCCCCCAACCACAUUCGCAUCAGCUCCUGCAGCCCUUGGACCCGAGUUGGCUCCUCCACCACCGGUUCCAGCGGUGAACCCGUUUAUCACAACUGUACCACAAACUCACCUCGCAUCUUUACCAAGAGAAGUAUCUUUCCCUGUGCCACCAGGUAGGUCAGAUAAUAAUCCGAUGCAAACGAAUAUACCACCAAACAUCAACGAUGUGAACAUUGAACAUCUAAUGAAACAAUUCGGUAGUAUUGCUUUGUCACCCUCGCAAUCGCCAUUGUUUAACAUGAAUUUAGCCACCUUUGCCCCUACCCCCUCGCAGUUAGCCGCCAGGCAAGUCAUGCCGCGGGAUUUACCCCUAUUUUCUGGAAAUCCAGCUGAUUGGCCAGUUUUUAUGAGUAGCUUUAUAAACACAACAUUAACUUGUGGGUUCUCAAGCGCUGAAAACAUUUGCCGCCUUCAACGUAGCCUGAAGGGCGCCGCAUACGAAGCUGUUCAAAGCCGUUUGCUCCUUCCUGAAUCCGUCCCCCAUAUCAUGGAGACGCUUCAGUUGCUUUACGGUCGGCCUGAACUACUAAUAUCAGCCCUCCUGGAAAAGGUGCGAGCAACGCCUCCGCCUAAAAUGGAAAGAUUCCAAACCAUCAUUGACUUUGGAAUGUCUAUUCAAACUCUAUGCGAUCAUUUAGAAGUCGCCGGUCAAAGCACACAUCUGUCAAACCCCUCUCUUCUCGCGGAACUCGUCGCCAAACUUCCCCCUCAUCUUCAAAUGGAGUGGGGUUCGUAUCUUCAGGGAUUCCCUGAAGUUAAUCUUAAAACCUUUGGAUAUUUUAUGUCGAGUGUAGUGAAAGCUGUGAGCAAAGUGACCGUAUAUGCCAACAGCAGUGUGAAAUCAGGUGCAAUCGUGAAGAAUACUAUGCACACAAAAGGAAAUAUGAACACGCAUCAAGGUGAUAUGGAAGACAGUGCUAGUAUCCCGUCGUUUACCAACCGAGAGGAGGCAAGGCCAUGUCCAGCUUGUAAAGAUACCGGUCAUCGGAUCCAGAACUGUUCAACCUUCACAUCCCUUUCUGUCGCGGACCGUUGGAAGUAUGUGCAAUCCGGUGGACUGUGUCGAAACUGUUUGAACGCUCACGGCAGAAGAAGUUGUAGAAAACCGUCCAACUGCGGAAUAAACGGAUGUGAGUUCCGCCAUCAUCCACUUCUACAUUCAUCGCGUAGUAGUUCAGAUGUAAAGGCCUUAGUAAAUACUGCAGAAAAUCAUUCACAUCGAUUAGUGAAACAGACACUACUUUUCAGGAUAAUACCUGUCACAUUACAUGGACCCAAAGGAGCUGUGGACACCUUCGCGUUCUUAGACGAUGGUUCAUCCUUGACACUAAUCGAAGAUAGUUUAGCUAGGGAGCUUGGCGUAGAUGGUGUAACGAUGCCUCUAUGCCUAUUGUGGACUGCCAACGUAACCAGAGUGGAGAAAGAAUCGCAGUUGAUAUCACUGGCCGUUUCUUCAACUGGAGGAAGGAAAUUUACUUUGGAGGAGGUUCAAACGGUUAAAGAAUUGUCGCUACCCACGCAGUCACUAUCGUAUGAAUAUCUCUCGAAGCAGUAUACUCAUCUUAAAGGAAUACCUGUCAUAAGCUAUUCAAAAGCUGUUCCAAAACUUCUAAUUGGAGUCAACAACUUGAACUUGAUGGUUCCACUGAAAAUUCGCGAAGGAUCCAGACAAGAGCCAAUCGCCACAAAAACGAGACUUGGUUGGUGUAUCUACGGAGGCAGAGCAAGCAACGGUCAAAAAUUAUCUGUCAAUUGCCAUGCUUGCGGAUGUGAGUCAGAUCAAGCUCUUCAUGACAUCGUCAAGGAAUUCGUUACCAUGGAUGAAGUCGGAGUUUUACCUGGGACUCCACUAUUGUCGAAAUCCGAUGAACGUGCUCAACAAUUGUUGCAGGAUACUACAGUUCGAGUAGGCAGUCAUUUUGAAACCGGCCUACUUUGGAAGUUCGACCAUAUAGAAUUGCCGGAUAGCUAUAAUAUGGCUCUACGUCGACUUGAAUGCUUGGAGAGAAGAAUGCAUCGUAAUCCAGAUCUGAAGCAGGUUUUACAACGACAAUUGGAAGACUACCAAUCCAAAGGCUACGCCCAUCGAGCAACCGAAAAAGAACUGAACAGCGCAGACUUGCGACGGGUAUGGUAUUUGCCACUAGGAGCUGUAGUGAACCCUCGGAAGCCCACAAAGGUACGCAUGAUUUGGGAUGCUAGAGCGGCCGUAAACGGAAUUUCUCUCAAUUCCGUUCUAUUAAAGGGCCCAGAUCAGCUGAUAUCACUUCCCGGUGUACUCGUACGCUUCCGCCAGUUCAACGUAGCCGUUUCGGCUGACAUAAGAGAAAUGUUCCAUCAAAUUCUCAUACGGAAGGAAGAUCGCAACUCUCAAAGAUUUCUUUGGCGCAAUAAUCCCUCCGAGACUCCCGAUAUGUUCCUCAUGGAUGUAGCGACCUUUGGCUCCACGUGCUCACCGGCAUCAGCGCAAUUCAUCAAAAACAAGAACGCCGCAGAAUUCAAAGAACUGUAUCCGCGAGCUGUUGAAGGUAUAGUGAAGAACCACUACGUGGACGACUCUCUGGAGAGCUACGAGUCCGUGGAAGACGCUAUUAAAGUAUCACGGGAAAUGCGCCUCGUCCAUGAGCAAGGUGGCUUCGAGCUGAGGAACUGGCUGUCCAAUAACAACGCGGUUUUGGAAGGUUUGGGUGAAACAAACCUCGGGGAAGAUAAAUCGUUUGCGGCGGAUAAACACAAUGACCCCGAACGAGUUCUUGGUCUCCUGUGGUCAACACAAGAAGAUACCUUCAGUUUCGCAACCGAGAUGAAGCAGGAAAUUGUUGACUUGCUCAACAGCAAUGAAAGUCCUACGAAAAGACAGCUGCUAAGAUGUUUGAUGUCGCUUUUCGAUCCGCUAGGUCUGCUAAGUCUGUUUGUAGUACACGGGAAGAUCUUACUGCAAGAGGUGUGGAGAUCUGGAACACAUUGGGAUGAAAAAGUGAAGAAUGAGCUACACCAAAGGUGGAAAAAAUGGAUCAACCUGUUAGUCGACGUUCGUGACCUGAAAAUACCUCGCUGCUACUUCCCAGGCGCAACUCAUCAGCGCUACAGGGAUCUACAACUCCACAUAUUCGUGGACGCCAGUGAAUCUGCGUAUUGUGCGGCGGCGUAUUUCCGAACUCUGAACCCUGACGGAUUACCGGAAUGCAUACUGGUUGCGGCGAAGACAAAGGUUACCCCCUUGAAGACCCAAUCAGUACCACGGUUAGAGCUUUUGGCCGCAGUUCUUGGGGGUCGAUUAGCACAGUUCAUCAACGAAAACCACACACUAUCCAUCACCAGGAAAGUCCUGUGGAGUGACUCAGCUACCGUAUUAGCCUGGCUACGGUCUGACCAUCGUCGCUACAAACAAUUUGUCGCCUGCAGAAUCGGAGAAUUGCUGACCAUCUCCGAUGUAACGAACUGGCGUUGGGUUCCCUCUAAGCAAAAUCCGGCGGACCUUGCGACAAAGUGGGGAAAUGGACCAGAUCUGUCUGCAAACAGUGUUUGGUUCAAGGGCCCCUCGUUUCUACGGCUGGCAGAAACAGAAUGGCCGAAAGAAAACCUGUCCAGCAAACAAACUGACGAAGAGUUACGUCCCUGUUAUGCUCAUAAAGCAAAUCCGAUUCCCGAACGCUUGGUCGAAAUGGAACGUUUCUCUAAACUAACCAGAGCCAUUCGUGCUGUAGCCUAUGUAUACCGAUUCAUAGGAAAUUUGAAACAAAAUAUUGUUGGAAAAGAACGUUUAGCAGGUCCAUUGACAUCCGAAGAGCUCCAAAAAGCGGAAAACCUUUUAAUCCGUGAGGCACAGUGGCAAAGAUAUCCGGAUGAGAUGAUGGUGCUGAUACGCAAUAGGACAAAGCCGAUCUACGAAAAAACAGGCGUAGGAAAAAACAGUUCUCUGUAUCAACUUUGCCCCACUUUAGAUGAGCAAGGUAUUCUUCGAGUGGAUGGCAGAAUCGGAGCGGCACCAAAUGUAGAGAAGGAUACCAAAUACCCCAUAAUUCUACCGAGCAAUCAUCCGCUGACAUAUUUGGUUUUAGAUAACUAUCAUCGUAGAUAUCAUCACGGUAACUCAGAAACAGUAGUGAACGAGGUUCGGCAGCAUUAUCAUGUAUCAGCACUCCGGUCGGCAGUCAGAAAAGUAGCGAAAGCAUGCCAGUGGUGUCGAGUUCACAAGAGCCAACCGAAUAUUCCACGUAUGGCACCGUUGCCUCUCGCAAGGAUUGCGUCGUUUGUACGACCGUUUACGUAUAUUGGUUUGGAUUUUUUUGGACCCCUGACGGUGAAGAUUGGAAGGAGCAAUGCAAAACGCUGGAUAGCUCUGUUCACGUGUUUGACAAUACGUGCAGUUCAUGUUGAAGUGGCUCAUAGCUUAUCAACGGAUUCCUGCAUGAAAUGUAUUCGUCGGUUCAUCUGUCGCCGAGGAUCACCAGCCGAGAUUUAUUCGGAUAACGGGACAAAUUUUCAAGGCGCUGAUAGACUACUUAAGGAACAAGUUGAGAAAAUGGCUGUAACGUUCACAGGUACCGCUACCAAGUGGAUAUUCAAUCCUCCUAGCACUCCCCACAUGGGUGGUGCUUGGGAGAGGAUGGUUCGUUCGAUCAAAACGGCCGUGGAAACGGCGUACAACAAUAAUCGGAAGCUGGAUGAUGAGGCGUUGGAGACUUUCAUGGUUGAGGCAGAAGCUAUUGUGAACAGCCGUCCUCUAACAUAUCUACCACUUACAUCAGAAGAGAAUGAGGCGCUCACGCCGAACCAUUUUCUUCUAGGCAACUCAAGCGGUGCACGGCAGCCGCCCAUCGAAGCUACAAAUUCGGCGGAAGCUAUACGUUCAUCAUGGAACCAAAUACAACACCAGCUCGACAUAUUCUGGAGAAGGUGGAUUAAAGAGUACCUUCCGACGCUGACUAAGCGGCCGAAGUGGUGCGGCGAAGCAAAGGAAAUAGCUGAAGGACAGUUGGUGUUGGUUGUAGGCGAAGGAAAUCGUAAUGAGUGGACGAAAGGUCGGGUCGUUCAAGUUAUUAAAGGGGUAGACGGAAGAGCUCGGCAAGCUAUCAUACAAACUGCGAGGGGGCUCGUGCGUAGGUCGGUGGCUAGGUUGGCUGUACUGGAGGUUGAUGUGGUUGGUAAAACUGGACCUGGUGGCCAGUGUUACGGGGGAGAGAGUGUUGGUACUGGCAGCUCUGCUGGUAACGAUUCUGUAACGAUUGAGGCGGGCUGUCAUGGAAGUUGUCAAAGUGACAGUCCAAACGGUACGAAAUAA